AUUCCUUUUAAGUCUAUUUUUCCGUCCAGAUUCAUUGUUUAAACAAAUUAUAUAAUAGGAGAAGUUGUUCACAGGAGUUAACAAUGGCAGUUGAGAAAUCUGAGGAAGAAUGGCGUGCUAUUCUAUCUCCUGAGCAGUUUCGAAUCCUCCGUCAGAAAGGAACUGAGCUAAAGGGAAGUGGUGAAUAUGACAAGUUUUUUGAUGAAGGAAUUUAUAACUGUGCUGGUUGUGGAACUCCAUUGUAUAAAUCCUCAACCAAAUUUGACUCUGGCUGUGGUUGGCCUGCUUUCUUUGAGGGUCUUCCGGGGACGAUAAAUCGCUCUCCAGAUCCAGAUGGAAGGAGGACGGAGAUUACAUGUGCUGCUUGUGGUGGACAUCUUGGUCAUGUUUUCAAAGGAGAAGGUCACAACACACCCACAGAUGAACGACACUGUGUCAACAGCGUUUCUGUCAAGUUUAUCCCUGCAAAUACCUCAUCUGUUCUACUCUGAAAAUGGUGUCGUUUUCACCUUACCUUAAGACUUGGCAAAUGGUAGAGGGCUGAAGCAACUGUUUGUGAACAUGUUUAUGUUUAGUCUUGAAUGAAUAAUAGAGAUUCAUAGAACCGAUAGUAAACUAUUUCAAGACUGAAGUAUUUUUGAUUUAUUGAUAUAUAUGUUGGUGGCUAUUCAAAGUCUAUAAACACAACCUAUAUCAACCAUUGUGGUUCGAGUUAGGAACCACUCAACAAAUUGCUUCUUUGGGUACUUCUCCUUAGCUUUGUAAAACUUUUGGGUGCUAGAUUUAUUCACUGCAUACCCGCGCAUCAACUUUCUUUCCUUUCUGUCUUUGGGCUGUUUGGUUGGCACGACAUAAUAAAUAUAUCUUCGAGGGAAAACCUUUCUUAGUAACAUGUAUGUCAUGUUACUAAGAAACCAGUCUGCUAAUUCUAACAUUAUGCUUAUUAUGGAUAGUGGUUGUGAUUCAGUUUCAGGCUUAUUUACCGCAGGGGGUGUUUUUAGAAAUAGUGUCAGAGAUUGGAUACUUGGAUUUACAGGGACUUGUCCUACUUCUAAGCCUCUUGAGAUGGAAAUGUGAGCUAUGUUGGUAGGACCUACUUUAGCUCUGCAAUAUGGGAUGAUGCAUCUGGAAAGAAACAUGGACUCACUACAGUUGUUGCACCUACUAAACUCACCGCUAUUUCAUGACUCUCACGUUUACAAGGAACAAAAUGAACUAGCGGAUGUUUUAGUUGUUGUCACCAUAACUACUACUUUGAUGGAUGAUAACACUCUGCUGUUUUGGAACUCUCCAGCAUCCUUGACGAAUAUUUUGCAGGCUGACAAGAAUGGGGAGUUGUAUAGUAGAAGAGUGCAGUCUAUAUCCUACUCCAAUAGGUCUUCUAUGUUUAAUACUAGUUCCACUAGGCAAGUUGUACAUACAUCAUCUGCUAGUUUGGUUGUUUCUGUAGUGCCACAGCCACAACUUAUGACCCUGUAAACUUUUUGCUAUACAAAAAAAAAGAGAUGAUUAUUGAUGA
Solanum lycopersicum (tomato) is the source of this 1519-nucleotide messenger RNA. Its product is annotated as peptide methionine sulfoxide reductase B5. NCBI's taxonomy places the organism in Eukaryota, Viridiplantae, Streptophyta, Magnoliopsida, Solanales, Solanaceae. The record is from RefSeq and is a predicted model, not a curated record. Gene Ontology annotation, molecular function: peptide-methionine (R)-S-oxide reductase activity. Gene Ontology annotation, biological process: protein repair; response to oxidative stress.